This is a messenger RNA of Pleuronectes platessa (European plaice), 3610 nucleotides long. It is a transcript of the gene septin12, whose product is annotated as septin 12. Gene Ontology annotation, molecular function: GTP binding; GTPase activity; molecular adaptor activity. The coding region runs from base 178 to 3024 and encodes 948 amino acids. The record is from RefSeq and is a predicted model, not a curated record. The transcript is spliced from 11 exons. Lineage: Eukaryota; Metazoa; Chordata; Actinopteri; Pleuronectiformes; Pleuronectidae. Gene Ontology annotation, biological process: cytoskeleton-dependent cytokinesis. Gene Ontology annotation, cellular component: cell division site; microtubule cytoskeleton; septin complex.
UUUGGAGCUUCUGCGCUGAGGACGCACACUAUACGGAGGAGAUACUUGGAACGCAGAUCAGUCGACUCAGUCACUGUACAUUGGUCAUUCCAACCCAGGCAAUCUUAGUUUUCUGCUGUUUGCGGUUUCCUCCCCUGAUCUGCAGCGGCACCACGCACCCUCCUGCCCACAGACACAAUGUCGGAGCUUUCAGUGAAUGAGCACCUCGAGGGGAUUUUAUCAGAUUUCGAAGCACUGAAGAGAUCCUUUGAGAUCGAAGAAGUGGAUGACAUACCACCCUUCUCCUCAGCUUCCCCUAUCUCCUCACCCAUUUCUCACCCUUCCUCGCAUUUCUUCCUUAACCACAAUAAAGCAACUGAGGGGAAAAGUGGAGAUGGCCAGUCCUCUUCAUUAGCCUUCAACAACAAUACCUUAGACUCUACAGCCCACCACUCCUGCACAAGCCUGAAUUCCCAUCCCAGCCCUGUUCUCAAGUCUCGUACAGUAGUUAACAGCUUCUCCUUCAACCGAGGAACAAUGAACAAGCCUGCCGUCCACCAUAAUGGCUCCUCUGUGGCCAGAGCCUCAUCCUUCCAGAGCAAGUUAAAUCCUAAAAGCUACUCCAUGUUUUCUGGGCCCGGCAGUGACAAUGACAGCCUUCACAGCUCCUCGUCCAGCCUGGAGUACUCUGGGGGUGGUGGGGUUGCCGUGCCUCUGAACAAACUUGGGUCAUAUCCUAGCCCUCCACCUCAGGGAGGGUACCAUCAAACCCAACCCCCACAACAGCAACUAGGUGGAGUGGCCAAUUUGGUAAGCAACUAUAGAAUGAAGAAGUUCUCCUCCCAUGGGAGUGUUUUCCACACCGAGAUGGACCGUGGGUCAGGGAUGAUGCUGGGUAUUCCACAUCCUCGGGGGAUGAACCUUGGCUCCAUGCCGACCCUAGACGUCCAAAUUUGUGAUGGAAGAGGAGGAGAUGGAAUGGUGGCUGGAGGCAGGGUGUCUCUAGGGUUGAGUAAUGCCAAUGCAAAUGCCAACUGGAAUGGUCAUUGUCAUAAUGACACUUCUGUUGUUGUCCCCAAGGUCCUCAAGUCUCCACAGCCUAAGGUCAAAGAGAUCCCGCGUCUCAACAAGUUUCCCCUGGAUUUGGACAGCUUGGUAAGCAGCACCUCCAUAUCUCCUGCCAAGGCUCAAGCACGAUCCAUGAACCCCAAACCUACUCUUAGGAGUAAAGGGGGCAUCCCCCACCACACCAGCCCUCCACCCACUUCAGCCAGCCCUUCAGCCUCUCUCAACAGUCUGGACAGUACUUCUGACACUCUGCCUGUAUCCCAGCACAAUCCCCUAUUGCUUUUCUCCCCAUGUUAUCCAAAACCUUUACGGGGCUCAGUUCCCGACCGAGAGAUGAGUUGCUCUCGAGUGCCCCUCAUGCCAAGCCAGAGCCUGAAGCUUGAGGUUAUCACAGGGCCCCAACCUGUUCAGAUGGUCGCCAUCCUACCUAGCCCCUACAGCUCGUCAAGCCCCUCCAGCCCAAGAGCCACUCAGUCUUUGGAGGAUUGUGCAGGUGAUACCAGAGAUAUUGUUGGCUCAAUCCUACAGAGGAUCGCUUCCUUCUCUCAGCCUACAGCCACUGACACUACGCAAGCAACGGUGACCCAGCUCACUACAGGCCCAGGCAAUGGUUGGUUGUCAUCUACAAUCGGUUGCCCUGAUGUUACCAUGCCAAUGCCCUCUAGGAAAAACUGGAAGAAGAAUCAUGAAGACACUGCUGAAAAGCUGGAGACACCGCCGCCCACCCCAAUGGAGGAGAGAGUGGAGGAAGAGGGAGGCAUCAUGGGACAAGAGCAAAAAGAUGAGGACAAGAAUGAUGAACAACCCGCCAGCAUGACUACCCAGAAUUCCAUGACAGAAAAACAGGAGAACAGUUUGAAGGUUUGCCCAGUGGUGGAGGAGAAGGGGAAGGAGAAGGGAAUGAAGGAGGGAGAGAUGAAGAAAGAAAUGGAGCUGGAAAUAGAGUUCGAUGGGGAGCUCUGCCAGUCAUUGCCUGGCCAGCCGAUUAGCUUCAUCCGAGGCGCUGACCUGUUUGGAUACGUGGGCAUUGAGGCAGUACUGGACCAGAUGAGGCGCAAGACUAUGAAGGCUGGUUUUGAGUUCAACAUCAUGGUAGUUGGUCAGAGUGGUUUGGGGAAGUCCACACUUGUCAACACUCUAUUCAAGUCCAAAGUCAGUCGAAAGUCCUGCAUGCCCAACUACGCAGAGGAGAUCUCCAAAACAGUCAAACUGCAUUCAGUCAGCCAUGUGAUUGAGGAGAAGGGAGUGAAAAUGAAGCUGACAGUGAUUGACACUCCAGGAUUUGGGGACCAGAUUAAUAAUGAGAACUGCUGGGAGCCCAUAGUGAAGUACGUCAAUGAGCAGUAUGAGAAAUACCUAAGAGAGGAGCUGCAUGUGAACCGCAAGACGAGAAUACCUGACACCAGAGUCCACUGCUGCAUCUACUUCCUCCCUGCCACCGGACACAGGUUACGCCCCAUCGAUGUUGAGUUCAUGAAAAGGUUGGGGAAGAUAGUGAGCAUCGUACCUGUCAUUGCCAAAGCUGACACACUCACAAUUGAGGAGAGACUGGAGUUCAAAGAGAGGAUCAGGCAAGAUUUGUUAGGCAAUGGGAUUCAGGUUUACCCCCAAAAAGAGUACGAUGAAGAUCUAGAGGUCCACAUCAUCAACGACAGGAUCAGGGAAAGCAUUCCCUUUGCUGUGGUGGGAACCGACAAGGAGCACCAGGUGAAUGGAAACACAGUGCUGGGCCGUAAAACAAAGUGGGGAAUCAUUGAAGUUGAGAAUGUUGCACACUGCGAGUUUGCCAACCUGAGAGAUCUACUUAUCAGGUCUCAUCUGCAAGACCUGAAAGAGGUGACGCACAACAUCCACUAUGAGACCUACCGUGUACGACGGCUCAACGAGAGCAACAUGAACUUCAGCGAAAUGGGACUGUCCACCAGGCCACUGGAGAAUGGAACUGCGGACAAAUGUGAAUCAGAGAGUCACCUCUAAUCUCUCUGUCGUCUCUGCUGAUGCUCCGACACAUAAAAAAUAAGAUGCAGAAACAAUUUUUUUCAAAUAUGUUUUUCCUUUUCUCAUCAUGGGACCAACUUGUUCAUUGUUUUUAAAUGAGAUAUUCUAUUACACAAGACAUCAAAUAUGAUUAUAUUUUUCAAUGUGCGCUUAUAUGUAUUUGCUGGAAGGAUGGAGACAGGGCAAGGGAGAGCAGGCAGAAGAAGAUGGCACAAUAAGAGGGAACAUAGAUCUAAAUCUGCCAGCUGUAUUAAAUUUGAGCAGACCUUAUCACCUAAUGUCAGCAUUGGACCUCACUAAGGUCUUCCUUUUGACUUAACAUAUUACCUUAAGUACUCUUGAAUUGACGUACUCAAAACUUGUGAGAAUCAAGUCAACCCAAGUGCUGUGGAGAAGUGGAUGAUGUGUCCCUGGUUUAAGUUGCUUUUAUAACAAGAUAGCUGCCAUGUAUUCCCUAUUAAAGUGCCAAAACAACUGCUUGAUUGAAGUUGUUAUCCUCUAACUCAUUUUAAAAUCUUUUUGUAACAUUUGUAAUGCAGAAAGAAUAAAACAAGUCUUUAUGUCA